Messenger RNA from Orycteropus afer afer, 345 nucleotides. RefSeq names its product microseminoprotein beta (gene MSMB). The coding region runs from base 1 to 345 and encodes 114 amino acids. The record is from RefSeq and is a predicted model, not a curated record. The transcript has 4 exons. Lineage: Eukaryota; Metazoa; Chordata; Mammalia; Tubulidentata; Orycteropodidae.
AUGCGCUUGUGGGAGAUGAAUGCUCUCCUGUGUAGCCUCGUGGUGUUUGCCACUUUUGUGACUUUCUGCCAUGCCCAGUGCUAUUUCAUACCCAUUGAGAACAUUCCAGAAUGCAAGGAUCUCAGUGGAGUAACCCACCAGGUAAACUCGAAGUGGAAGACUAAGAACUGUGAGCAGUGUUCUUGCUUGGAAAAUGGAAUUCAUUGUUGCAACACGGUUCCUGUACCUGUGGGUUAUGAUGAAAGCAAGUGCAAGAAAAUCUUCAACAAGGAGGCCUGCAGCUAUACUGUGGUGGAGCAGAAUAACCCAGAAAAAACCUGUACUGUCACUGAAUGGAUAAUGUAA